AUGUCCAGUGUUGCCCUUGGUUUAGGACUCGUUUCUCAAUCGGUUUUUGUUGGUGGAAAUGUUGCAAUUGUCUCCAUCAUGAUCCCUCUUCUUCGCCAAAACUUUGUAUCGGAUUCCACCAGAGUUAAGCAAUUCAGCUUGCUAUACGACCGUGGCGCCGUGCUUAUGGCAAGUUCGGCUCUAGUUAGUACUGCUUCGUAUGCGUGGUUAUAUUUUUAUGGUCCACAGUUGUAUGCUGGUGAUUUUUUGAUCAGUGCAUUGGCAUCGUUCUCGCCGCUCCCCGUGACUUGGUUGGUGGUUUAUCCCUCAGUGGCUAGAAUGAAGCUGAUGUUGGCCAACGAAAGUGCUCAGGUCAAUUCUGACGAGCACAUUCUUAAAUGGACCUGGGCUAGUAGCUUCCGUGCCGCUUUGUUCUCGGUGGGAUGUGUGUCGUCGUUGCACUAUGUUCUUUCGUCGGUGUUCCCUGGUUGA
Messenger RNA from Meyerozyma guilliermondii ATCC 6260, 471 nucleotides. RefSeq lists its product as uncharacterized. The transcript has a single exon. The record is from RefSeq and is a predicted model, not a curated record. Bases 1 to 471 code for a protein of 156 amino acids. Lineage: Eukaryota; Fungi; Ascomycota; Pichiomycetes; Serinales; Debaryomycetaceae.